AUGUCCAAAACGGAAUCAAGCACGUUGAGGCCCGGGGGCGGUCUAUCGACAAGUCAGCGAACAUUGUCUGCCGGAACACUAAAGGAAAGGUUGUCGAAGCUAGCCGCGACACCUCUGAGCGUCCCUAAUCCCGUUGCUGCUCUCCAGGCGAACAUCGAAUUUGUGCCGGCGAAGAUACCCAGGAAGAGGAGGCUUCAGAUGCUUGCCGUCGCUGUAUGGUCGUGCAUGAUUGUGAUUACCACAUGCGCGUGGUUAUUGCUUUGGUCUAUCCCUCCUCUGUGGCCCGUCUUGACCGUGUAUUUUGUAUGGGCGCGUUUCAUUGAUCAGGCUCCGGAAAGAGGUGGACGUAGCUGGCAUUGGUGGAGAUCGUCACGAUUCUGGAGAUACUUUGCGGACUAUUACCCAGCCUCGUACGAAGCCGAGUUGCCUGCAGAUAGGCCGUAUGUGUUUGGCUACCAUCCUCACGGUAUUAUUGGAAUGGGUGCCCUGGCAACUUUCGCCACAGAAGCCACUGGGUUUUCAGCGGCCUUCCCAGGCAUCAAGCCGCAUUUGUUGACUUUAACCACGAAUUUCCAAAUGCCGUUCUAUCGAGACAUCCUUCUUGCUCUAGGGGUUUGCAGCGUGAGCAGGCAAUCAUGCUCAAACAUUCUGAAAGCAGGAGCAGGCUCCGCUAUUACGAUUGUAGUCGGCGGCGCUGCUGAAAGUCUGAGUGCUCAUCCUGGCACUGCGGACCUUACUUUGAGAAGACGGCUAGGCUUCAUCAAGCUUGCCAUUCAGCAUGGAGCUGACCUUGUUCCCGUGUUCUCUUUUGGAGAGAAUGAUAUAUACCAACAAAUGCCCAAUGAGAAGGGAACCACAGUAUACGCGUUACAACGGAAGUUCCAGUCAAUGUUUGGAUUCACUCUUCCUCUCUUCCAUGGAAGAGGCCUCUUGAAUUACAACCUUGGUCUAAUGCCGUACAGGCGGCAAAUCGUCGCAGUUAUUGGAAAACCCAUUCGUAUUCAACAAUGUGAUAAACCAAGUCAGGAAGAAAUCGUGCGCGUGCAAGAAAAGUAUAUCGAAGAAUUACUACGCAUUUGGAAUACCUACAAAGAUACAUUCGCAAAAGCGCGUCUACGAGAACUCAAUAUCAUUGACUGA
Messenger RNA from Psilocybe cubensis, 1140 nucleotides. RefSeq lists its product as uncharacterized. Gene Ontology annotation, molecular function: diacylglycerol O-acyltransferase activity. Gene Ontology annotation, biological process: triglyceride biosynthetic process. Lineage: Eukaryota; Fungi; Basidiomycota; Agaricomycetes; Agaricales; Agrocybaceae. Bases 1 to 1140 code for a protein of 379 amino acids. Gene Ontology annotation, cellular component: endoplasmic reticulum membrane. The transcript has 13 exons. The record is from RefSeq and is a predicted model, not a curated record.